This is a messenger RNA of Manis javanica (Malayan pangolin), 3828 nucleotides long. Lineage: Eukaryota; Metazoa; Chordata; Mammalia; Pholidota; Manidae. The record is from RefSeq and is a predicted model, not a curated record.
GGAAAUGUAAAGUUGGUGAGAGAGAAGCCAUAUUGUUUGAAAAGCUUAGCUUUUUACUUCUUUGCAGUAAUCAUAGCUAUUUUAAGGGCUUACUUUCCUAAUGAAUUGUAUAAAACAGUGUGCCAUACACAGUGUAGUUCAAACCUCUCCUAAGUGACUGAGGUUCUUACAUGUCCUAUGUUAGAAAACACUGCUGUGGUAGUUAGGGUGGAGAAGUUCCUUCUGAAUAUUGAAGGAAGCUGACAGGAUGUGGUUCUCUUAUUAGAUGCAGUUAAAUGUUUCGUGCUUUCUCCCUAGGAAUACAACAUACCUACCAUUUUCUUGGAGAUGUUGUGAUUGGCAAACACUAGAUGUUGCUAAGUGCACUGAAGGCUUUGUUUGGUGUUUUGUGGCUUGAAACAUACUAGCCAUGCCAACGCUUGUUUUAAAGUUAAAGACUGUAAGUUGACUUUUGCAUUCAUGAGGAUUUCCAAACAGUGGUCUUUGGCAGCUCAGUAGCAGGGCAAUCAUACACCAGUGUUACUGGGGUGUCCCCUAAGACCCCACAGGUAAUUCCAGGAAACCCUCCUUUUUGUGACCUCUUUCAUAUUCUUUCAAAAAUGAAUGGCUUUCUUGUGUGUCUUUCCCAGAGACUGCAGGCCCUGGAAACUUCAUAGAGAUGGGCAUAGGUAUAUGACCAAGCUCAGGAAUAAUUUCUUGAAGGAAGCAGGUGUUGUGGCGUGGGUAGGACAGAAACAGAACCAGAGGUUCCUGACUGCGACUCACAGGCCAAGACCAUCAAAUCUGCUCUGCAGAUGUGUUUAUUUGGAUCAUACAGUGUUCCUUUUUCAAACAUUUAAAUUAGUUGCCAAGCUGCAAAAACUGGGAAUUUUUACUUCAGUAAGUCUGGAUAUGUGACUUUUCUUGAAAAACUGGAAUACUUUGGCCAUGUUGGGAUCCAUAUUUUUGCAGUGGAGCUGAGAGCUAUUCCCUUCCUGAGGCAAGAUGGGGCAAGAAGUGCACCCGUGUACCACCCCACGAUCUCUGGUCUCAUGCAGUCAUUUGAGUCACCUUCAUGACCCCUAGAUAGGCUUGGAGAUUGAGAAUAAACGUCAUAAUCAAUCAUUAUGAAGGAGACAGCAUUUCGCAUUGAACUCACAUGUUCUCUUUGAUACACAAACAAAACACUUUAUUCAACAGACCAGAUGAGAUGCAUUUGUUGUCUGGAAACAGAAGAACAAUGAAAACUGCUUCCUAGGUAACGUGAUACUACGUUGUGUCUCUUCCGACAAUUCUUUGCUUUCAGUACUGGUCAGAGGCCAAAUAUUGGGGUUGGGUGGCAGGAAACUCUAUAAUGUGGCAGAGGCCAUUUCUUAAAUGCCAUCCUGGGGGAGAAAAUCAUUUGUUCCUACACUGUCUCCUGCCACCCUUAGAAGUUUGAGAAUAAGAAUGAAAUGAUCAGACCAAAACACUUCUCUGGGCAGCAUUUUUUACACAUUUGGACAACAAAAGAGUGCUCUGUAUUUAAUCUUUGUAUAGCUGCACGGAAAAGAUUGCUCAUCACUCUUUUGUCUUUUGCGGAACCCUAUCAGAAAACUCACGACCAUUUUUUGGAAGGCCCCAUCACUCGGGAGCGAUUAAACCACUAUUGGAAUGUGGCUGAAGACGCUCGAAGUGAACUUGCAGCAACCUUGGUCAAAUUUGACUGUGCUCAGUCUGAGCUUCGAGACCUCAGAUCCAAGGUGCUUUCUCAAGACGUCUCCUGUCAAGAAUUGAAAGCUGAAAUAGAGAACUACAAAGAAAACAAUGCCAGAAAAUCAUCUUUGCUCGCUUCUUUGAGAGACAGAGUUAAGGAGCUAGAAGAAGAAACAGCAGCAAUUUCCACUUCUAAAAUUAGAACAGAAAUCACAGCUCACAAUGCAAUCAAGGAAAACCAGGAGUUAAAGAAGAAAGUUGUAGAACUAGACAAGAAAUUACAAAAGUGUUUAAAGGAAAAGGAGGAGAAUAAGAAUCAAGCCUUGGAGAAUUGCAGGAAACAGGAAGAAUUUCUAGUUCAACUGCAUGAUUGCUUAGAUCCAGACAAGAAGAAUGAAAAGGCAUCAGAUGAAGAUUUAAUUCUAAAGAUUAGAGAGCUGUGCAAGGAAAAUGCAUCUCUGAAAGGACAAAUUGCUACUCUUGAAGAGACUGUAAAUGUCCAUGAGAUGGAGGCAAAAGCUAGCAGAGAAACUCUCAUGAGGCUGGUUUCAGAAGUAAACAGAGAGCAGAGGAAAGCUGCCUCCUGUACUGAAGAGAAAGACAAGCUGAACCAGGACCUGGUCAGUGCCACAGAGGCAAAGGAAGCUCUUGAAAGGGAGGUUAAGCUCUUCCAGGAAAGGCUGCUUGCUGGCCAGCGGGUCUGGGACGCCUCGAAGCAGGAGCUGAGCCUCUUGAAGCAAAGCUCUUGUGAGUUGGAGAAGAAUGCGAAGGCUAGUUUGGAUGCAGCCACAGCCUCACAAAGCCAGUACUCCUCAUUCAGGGAGAAAAUUGUAGCCCUUCUUAGGGGCAGCUUGAGCAUGACUGGGUCCAUGGAGGACGCCAUUUUGGAGAGGAUUCGAGAAAUGGGCAGCCAGGAAGAGAGCAGGGAAAGGAUGAUCUCCCAGCUUGAAACCCAAAUAUCUGAGCUUGUUGAACAGUUGGGAAAUGAGUCUGGGUUCCACCAGAAAGCUCUGCAGAGAGCCCAGAGAGCAGAACACAAGUUGGAGACUCUCCAGGGUCAGCUGACACACCUGGAGGGGGAGCUGGUUUCUGGAGAUGUUUUGCGAGACAACUUGCAUUUUGAGAAACAAAAAUAUCUUAAAUUUCUGGAUCAGCUCUCAGAGAAAAUGAAAUUGAACCAGAUAGCUGCUGAACUUGGCUUUGAUAUGCGUCUAGAUGUAGUUUUAGCUCGCACGGAGCAGCUAGUCCGCCUUGAGAGCAACGCAGUCAUCGAAAACAAGACUAUUGCCCACAAUUUACAGAGAAAGCUGAAGACUCAGAAAGAAAGACUGGAGAGCAAAGAAUUGCACGUGAAUCUCCUCCGGCAGAAGAUAGCACAGCUGGGGGAGGAGAAGCAGGUGUGUGCGGCCUUGGCCGUGGAGCGGGAUGAGGCCAGUCUCACCCUAAGGAAGUUACAGAAGAAGGUGGAGAGGCUGCAGAAGGAGCUGAGCGUGUGUCAAGAAUCAAACACUGAGCUCAAAGCCAAGCUGGCUGAUACCAAUGAGCUUAAGGCAAGUGCUCAGACCCAUUUCUUUGUUGCUUUUUGCAAGUUACAAUUGAAGUUUCUGCAAUAGACUGACAGACUUAUAAGAGACACACCAGAAGAAAAAAAGAUGGAAACUUUCUCUGGUUUUUCGAGAGUUGUGGGAAAAGUGCAAAAAUUACACAAAUCAACAUAUUAGGUCAAUUUAGUGCCUUCCUUUCAUACCUGAAAUGGGCUGUUAGCUGCUGAGUGAAAAGUCAGAGAAGGGUGAUGUUAAGUACAGAAAAUUAGCACAUUUCUUCAAAGUGUGGGUGCCUGUGAUACUAGGGAUCACGCCGGGCUAUAAGGAUUUGCUCAGGAGGAAAUAAGAAGGGGAACACAGCUGUUCACAGAUAAGAGCCAGGCAGCUGCAGUGUUGAGGCUGUGCCCUGUGACACGCACCACACCAACUAGCAAAGGGGGCACACAGAUUGGGGCACUGUUUUCUGGAUUUGAGGUGUUCAACUUCUAAUGAAUAUAGAGAAAAAAGAAAUUAAACUUAAUUUAAUAAAAACAUUUAAAUGUCAUGUGUGCCACUGGCAAUAAUAUGUAACUUCAGAUAUGCAUGCCAUGAAUACAGACGAGCACUUUGU